Iphiclides podalirius (scarce swallowtail) is the source of this 297-nucleotide messenger RNA. The record is from the annotation of a GenBank genome assembly. NCBI's taxonomy places the organism in Eukaryota, Metazoa, Arthropoda, Insecta, Lepidoptera, Papilionidae.
AUGACAAAACCGCGCACACGUCGUCAGUCUCGUCGACAUUCCGCCUAUUUCGACCCGGCAGAGGACGAUUCUUCCUCGCCGCCGACUGCAACGGGAAACAUUUCCAUCAACGAUAUGGCUGCAAUGAUGUCCACGUGGCAACGCAACCAAGAGGAAACAUUUGAGAAACUUCUGCACACAGUUCUCAAUCACUCGCAGCGGUCAUCGCCCCCCCGCCCGCUCAACCUGCACAUGGAAACUUCGCCGCGUGCAAGGCUCGCUACAGCGGAGCGCCGGACGAAUCACUUGACGGAUUUA